CGGGAGGGACCUGCGCCCGCCGCCGUCGGGGACGCGGCCUCCCUCCCGGCUGCAGCGCGGCCAGUCCGCGCGACGGCGCCCGCCCGCCAGGUGCCCGGAUGAGAAGGAGCUGACAACAGCAGAGUGUCACCUUCUCUGAGUGCUGGGAAGCAGGGCUGUGUGGCCCGAGUGGCACCAAUGCCGAAGAACAGCAAGGUGACCCAGCGUGAGCACAGCGGUGAGCAUGUCACGGAGUCGGUGGCCGACCUGCUGGCCCUUGAGGAGCCGGUGGACUACAAGCAGAGCAUCCUGAAUGUGGCAGGUGAGGCCGGCGGCAAGCAGAAGGCGGCAGAGGAGGAGCUGGAUGCGGAGGACCGGCCGGCCUGGAACAGCAAGCUGCAGUACAUCCUGGCCCAGAUCGGGUUCUCUGUGGGCCUGGGCAACAUCUGGAGGUUCCCCUACCUGUGCCAGAAAAAUGGAGGUGGUGCCUACCUGGUGCCCUACCUUGUGCUGUUGAUCAUCAUCGGGAUCCCACUCUUCUUCUUGGAGCUGGCUGUGGGCCAGAGGAUCCGCCGCGGCAGCAUUGGUGUGUGGCACUACGUGUGCCCCCGCCUGGGGGGCAUCGGCUUCUCUAGCUGCAUAGUCUGCCUCUUUGUUGGGCUGUAUUAUAAUGUUAUCAUCGGGUGGAGCAUCUUCUACUUCUUCAAGUCUUUCCAGUACCCGCUGCCCUGGAGUGAAUGUCCUGUCAUCAGGAACGGGACUAUGGCAGUGGUGGAGGCAGAGUGUGAGAAGAGCUCAGCCACUACUUACUUCUGGUACCGAGAGGCCUUGGACAUCUCCAACUCCAUCUCGGAGAGUGGGGGCCUCAACUGGAAGAUGACCCUGUGCCUCCUGGUGGCCUGGAGCAUCGUGGGCAUGGCCGUCGUCAAGGGCAUCCAGUCCUCGGGGAAGGUGAUGUAUUUCAGCUCCCUAUUCCCCUAUGUGGUGCUCAUCUGCUUCCUGGUCCGGGGGCUGCUGCUGCGAGGGGCCGUCGAUGGCAUCCUGCACAUGUUCACCCCCAAGCUGGACAAGAUGCUGGACCCCCAGGUGUGGCGGGAGGCGGCCACCCAGGUCUUCUUUGCCCUGGGGCUGGGCUUCGGGGGCGUCAUUGCCUUCUCCAGCUACAACAAGCAAGACAACAACUGCCACUUUGAUGCUGCGCUGGUGUCCUUCAUUAACUUCUUCACCUCGGUGCUGGCCACCCUCGUGGUGUUUGCUGUGCUGGGUUUCAAGGCCAACAUCAUGAACGAGAAGUGUGUGGUCGAGAAUGCCGAGAAAAUCCUGGGGUACCUCCACACCAACGUCCUGAGCCGGGACCUCAUCCCUCCCCACGUCAACUUCUCGCACCUGACUGCCAAGGACUACACAGACAUGUACAGAGUCAUCAAGGCCGUGAAGGAGGACCGUUUCUCAGCCCUGGGCCUUGACCCCUGCCUUCUGGAGGACGAGCUGGACAAGUCCGUGCAGGGCACAGGGCUGGCUUUCAUCGCCUUCACCGAGGCCAUGACGCACUUCCCUGCGUCCCCCUUCUGGUCUGUCAUGUUCUUCCUCAUGCUCAUCAACCUGGGUCUGGGCAGCAUGAUUGGGACCAUGGCUGGCAUCACCACACCCAUCAUCGACACCUUCAAGGUGCCCAAGGAAAUGUUCACAGUGGGCUGCUGUGUCUUUGCAUUCUUCGUGGGGCUGUUGUUCGUCCAGCGCUCCGGGAACUACUUUGUCACCAUGUUUGAUGACUACUCGGCCACCCUGCCGCUCACCGUCAUCGUCAUCCUUGAGAACAUUGCCGUGGCCUGGAUCUAUGGAACUAAGAAGUUCAUGCAGGAGCUGACGGAGAUGCUGGGCUUCCGGCCCUAUCGCUUCUAUUUCUACAUGUGGAAGUUCGUGUCUCCACUGUGUAUGGCUGUGCUCACCACAGCCAGCAUCAUCCAGCUGGGGGUCACGCCCCCGGGGUACAGCGCCUGGAUCAAGGAGGAGGCUGCCGAGCGCUACCUGUAUUUCCCCACCUGGGCCAUGGCCCUGCUCAUCACCCUCAUCGUCGUGGCCGCCCUGCCCAUCCCCGUGGUGUUCCUCCUGCGGCACUGCCACCUGCUCUCCGACGGCUCCAACACCCUGUCCGUGUCCUACAAGAAGGGCCGCAUGAUGAAGGACAUCUCCAACCUGGAGGAGAACGACGAGACCCGCUUCAUCCUCAGCAAGGUGCCCAGCGAGGCGCCCUCCCCCAUGCCCACCCACCGCUCCUACCUGGGGCCUGGCAGCACGUCCCCCCUGGAGACCGGCGGCAACCCCAACGGACGCUAUGGGAGCAGCUACCUCCUGGCGGGGACCCCGGAGUCGGAGCUGUGACAGCCCGCCCCUGCCCCGCCCGCCCUGGACCCGCCCUCGCCCCGCCCCUUCUGCCCAGGGGUUGGGGGCUGCCCUCCUGGCCCACCCUGCUCCCAGCCCGCUUCCCCUAUACCUGAGCAGGGGCUCGGAGACACCGUCCCCAGCCCAGGCUCCCACUCUGUCUAACCUCCGGAUCCUCUCACCGAGUUGCAGGCCACUAACGGGAAGAGCCCUGAUUCCCAGCACGGGGAGACAGCGAGUGGCCACUGUAGGGGUGCCCCCCACCCUCUCUCCCUGUAACCUGGCACCUGUGGUUCCGAGGCCCCGGGCAACCUCUGUGCUGCCCGGUGGUGGUGAGAGGCACCGGGUGGGGCAGGAUGCGGUGUGGGGCGUCCCAGAGGGCGCAGAUUUAAGGUUGGGGACGGGACCAUUGUGCAGGGACGCAGGGCCCAGACUUGGCAUGGAAUCUGGUAGAGGCCCCAGGUUGUUUGGUGAGGCAGCUGGAGCUCUCUGGCUUGAGCUCAAGCCUUGGCAGCAGGAGGGCGGUGGGGAUGGGGGCCUCUCAGCCUGGGACUCUGGGUGCACUGUCCCCUGUCCUUGGCCCACCUGGGGCAGGGUGUGUCCUGCAUCCUGCCUGGGAGGGCGGUGAUCGCCUGGGGCCCUUCCCCAUCUCCAGGAGGGCUUGGCCUGCCCUCUCCGUCCCCACCCUGGAGGCCACUUCCUGGGGGGAGUGGGGGUGCAGUACACAGGUUUCCAGAGCACCCUUGAGGGUUCACAGCACAAUUCAGAUGGUUUGGAGCACAAUUGUGAAGCACACUCUCACCUGGGGCCCAACUUUCUUGCUAGCGGCAGCUUCUUUCCUGGAAUGGAGGGUCCUUAGAGUUCAGGGGCUUGUACCCAGGAAACCUCACCCCUGGGGAAAGAUGGAUAAUUUCACUGCCCUCGUUGGGCUGCCACUCACUCUCCUUGUGCAAGCACAGUCAGCAUGGCGUGCACAUCGUGUGCAAAUACCUCGGGAGCCUUCCCCAAGAUGCCCAGCCCUGUGGAGGGGAGGCCGUGGGCAGUGCUGUGGAUGCAGGAGCCUGCCGAGAGGAAGGGCCGGGUCUCUGUCCUGGGGCCCAGCGCCCCCAGCCUCCCACCCACUCUGACCUGAGGCCUCCCCUGGAAGCGGGCUGCUGUCAGAGUACAGGCCGGGAGGAUCCGAACCCGGCUGGACACAGUGCCUGCAAAGGGAUGGAUGGACUGGUGGCAGGAUGGUUGCAUGGGUGCGUGGGUGCGGAUGAAUGGAAGGCGGGCAGGCAGGCGGGACCCCAGGACUCCAUCUCUGAGGGCUGCCGUGGGGAGAGCAGCAGCAGGUCACAGCGCUAGGUCUGGGCAUCUUCAACGGAAGGCCGUGCGUUCCUCUUGUGUUCUCAGCAUGGGGAGGGACAGACUAGGUCCAGAGUUCCUUCCCUCAUCCCUCAGCCGCUCAGUUCCCCCCUCUUGCCUGAAGGGGGUCCAUCCUCCCACCUUGCCAUUUCCUUCACUCACCCCUCCCCCAUCUGCUCCCGUUUCCAGCCCUCUGGCCACACCUGUCCUUUUUGAGCAUGAUGCGGGGGAGGAGACCCAUGUCUCCCUAAAGACAUGAGCCUUCGAGGCGCCACAUCCCUCCUUAGCCACCCUCACCUCACACCUCCUACCUGGCCCCCAUGCCUAAUCCCAGCAGAUUUAGCAACAGGAGAAGCAAGGCCCCAGGAGAGACACUCUACUAUAUAUACUCUCUACAUAUUCUAUUUCUAUUGUAUAUUCAAUCUGUACAUGUGGGUGUAAAUGCUGUUAACUGACAAACCCAAUAUUAUACUGUGGCUGGUGGACUAUUUUCAUCCUUAGUGCUGUACAGAUCUAUUUUCAUUGUAUAUUUGAUAUAUUUUUAAUUUUGUAGCGUGUGGCUGGGCCAGGCCCCAGCCUGCCAGCCUGCAGUAGGGCGGCUGAGCUGGGCUGUCUGCUGGUUCCUAGGGGCUGGGUAGUCCUUGUAGCCUUUCGCCGUAGGCCAGGCCCUGUCCCGGCUGUGUCUCUGCUGCAUUAGACACGGGGCCUGGAGCUUGGUGUAUGCGUGUGUACGCGUGUAUGUGUGUGGCGUGUGCACAUCCGUGGGCGUGGGUGUGUGUGUAGGGUGAUUUGUGAUUCCCAGUGUUCACCGCCUUCCUGAAGACCACACCGCCCUCCCCCGGCCUCCUUCUCCUCCCGGCUGUGAGGCAAGGCCUCGGGGCAGGGUGCUGUGGGGGAAAGGCAGGUGUUUCUUACGGGUGACUCACUGCCUGCACACCACUGGGCUUGUGGGGAAACAGGGAAGGAGGGGCUUUGCGGGGGGCGGGGGGGGGAAGUCCCUAAAUUUAUUUUCUAGCCAACCUCUCGCUGUUCCCACUGGACUCACAAACUCUUCAUCCUGAGGAAAAGCGCUGGGUUUCUUAAGAUGGUGAGACCCCAGGAGAGCAUCUCACAGCAUCUCCGUCCCCUUUGUCCUUGAGACGGUUCUGAAAGGAACAGCUUUCCCCUGCGCUGCUGACACACACUCCUGUCCUCACGCCUCAGGGGAGCUGGGAGUGGGGGGAAGCCUGGGGCCAAGGACGGGGGCAUCUGACCAGGUACCAUCCAGCCCCAGAUCCCCCGGAGGAGCGGGGGUGCCGGAGAGGGGUGAGCCCCCACAUCCUUAUAUGGGCUCCCCAUCCCUUACUGGAUUUGGUGCUGUCCACGCAGUGCCCACAGGGGACGGUGGACUCGGGGCAGGGCGUGUCUGAAUGAGUCCCCUGGUCCCUGCUCCUGCCUGUCCUCCAGGCCCCGUCACCAGCUUCUUGCUCAGAUGCCCUCUGUCCACUGAGCCAACAUGAAGCCCGAGAUCCAGCUGGGGAUGGAUGGGGAGGGCACACUGGUUGAUUGACACCAGCACGGUUGGCCUUGCCCUCCAGCAGGACAUCUGAGGGGACAUCCAGCUCCUAGUGCCAGGAGAAGCCUUCGUGGGUCUCCUGCCACAGGCUGCGGCUGGGGCUGGAAGCUGUGUUGUGCCGGGCCCCAAGCAGGCCUGCAGUAUUAUGGGCGGGGGGGCCCCCUUCUGGCCCUCCUCACAGCGGCACCCCCAGAGUACUCCCGUGGUAGAAAAGAGUGGAGACCACAAGUUGGAACGCACCUGACUCUCUGAGCAUCCACGAGGCCUUGAAACUGGGGGCCUGCUGCCCCCCCUCACCGGAAGCCUAAUGACUGGGGUUGGGAGAAGGAGGGCCCAGCGUCCGUCCUCACCCCGAGCGCUGCUUUGUAUAGUCCCAAGCACACAUGGCAGGCAUCGCUUUUGGUUCUGGUGCAAGUUCAGAACAAUUCAAGUCCAUGUGCCCUGUGACGGGCCAGAGCCCUGGGUCCAGACCACGCAGCCCAGGGGAGGGGAUGAGGCAUCAUCACCCACCAGAUCCCCUCCUUUCCUCUCCUCCACCCCCCUCAUGGUGUGCAAUAAAGUGUCUGUUCUUACCAAA
Molecule: messenger RNA, 5840 nt
Organism: Canis lupus familiaris (dog)
Lineage: Eukaryota; Metazoa; Chordata; Mammalia; Carnivora; Canidae
Gene: SLC6A17
Product: solute carrier family 6 member 17
Exons: 12
Coding region: 178-2361 (727 amino acids)
Biological process (GO): glycine transport; proline transport; alanine transport
Cellular component (GO): synaptic vesicle; plasma membrane
Source: RefSeq, a predicted model, not a curated record